This is a messenger RNA of Nasonia vitripennis (jewel wasp), 2866 nucleotides long. RefSeq names its product 26S proteasome non-ATPase regulatory subunit 2-like. Lineage: Eukaryota; Metazoa; Arthropoda; Insecta; Hymenoptera; Pteromalidae. Gene Ontology annotation, cellular component: proteasome complex; proteasome storage granule; nucleus. Gene Ontology annotation, molecular function: enzyme regulator activity. The coding region runs from base 108 to 2798 and encodes 896 amino acids. Gene Ontology annotation, biological process: proteasome-mediated ubiquitin-dependent protein catabolic process; regulation of protein catabolic process. The transcript has 14 exons. The record is from RefSeq and is a predicted model, not a curated record.
CACUCGCAUGAAUAUAGGCAUUAAGGGUUGCGCCACACGGACAGAUUAUUCUUCACUUUUUUGUUGAAUUGCUCGAGGCACGAGAGAGCAAAAGUUCAUAGGUUAUCAUGGCUACUGAUGCGAAGAAAAGAAAAAUAUUCGACGAGAAAGACGCUGAAUUGAGCGAUGAAGAUAAGAAGCUUCAAGAUGAUCUUCGCCAACUGGUGGAAGAUGUGGUUGAGAACAGAUCGGUAUCGUCAGCCCUGUCCAACCUGCGCAAACUGAUGCGCAGCUCAACGACCUCGAUGACAGCCGUUCCCAAACCCUUGAAGUACCUCAAGGACUCCUACCCAGUGUUGAUCCGAGCCCACAAGAAAAAAACCGACCCGAAAGAAGCAGCUCGUCUGGCCGACGUGAUCAGUGUCCUGGCACUAGCCGCGUCAGCUCCAGGUAAGAGAGACUGUCUGGACUACUGCCUUCGAGGGACUUUAGCCAACCCCGGCGACUGGGGUCACGAGUACGUCAGGAGACUCGAGAUGGAGAUCGUCGAGGAGUGGCUUGGGAUGCCUUACGAGCAGGAGAAGACCAUCACGGAACGACUGUUACCACUGGUGAAGAAGAUCCUCAUCUUCGACGCGAAGCACCACGCGGAGAUCCAGGCUUGCGAUCUCUGUCUCGAAAUCGGACGAUUGGAUCUGCUGAGCGACUGUCUGGAUGAGAACAAUUACUCGAAAGUCUGCCGAUACCUCGCCAGCAGUGCGGACUACACAGAAGAUCUGGAGCGACGAGACCUCCUAAAAGCUGUGACGACUCACUACUUAAAGUUUCACGAGUACAGCCGAGCUGUCCUGGUCGCCUUGCAACUACCCGACACGGAUUUGGUUCGCGAGUGUUUUGCAAAGUGCCAGGACCCAUUAAUCAGAAAGCAAAUGGCUUUCGUUCUGGCCAGGCAAAAGGAUCAAGCUCAGAGGAAGGACUACGCGGCAGCCGACCUCGAAGCGAUUCUGAGCAAUAGUCACGUGAACGGUUACUUUCAAACGUUGGCUCGCGAACUGGAUAUUCUCGAGCCGAAGACACCCGAGGAGAUCUACCGCAGUUGGCUGGAGACACGACCGGAUAGACUCGCGGAGUAUGACUCGGCGAGAGCUAAUCUGGCAGCUACCUUUGCUUCGGCUUUUGUUCAUACUGGCUUUGGUCAGGACAAGCUUAUGGCUGAUACGGAACAGUGCUGGGUUUACAAGAACAAGGAUCACGCGAUGCUGUCCGCUACUGCCUCGUUAGGCCUGAUAUAUCUGUGGGACGUCGACGGAGGACUUGUGCCGAUCGACAAGUUCCUCUACGCAACCGACGAUCUCGUGAAGUCCGGUGCCCUCCUGGCCAUCGGGCUGGUAAACUGCGGUGUUCAAAGCGAGUGCGAUCCAGCAUUAGCCUUACUAAGCGAAUACGUAAUGUCCCCCAGUCAAAAUCUACGAAUCGGCGCUAUUCUCGGUCUAGGUCUGGCUUACGCCGCUUCGAGAAGAAACGACCUAAACGAGCUUCUCGUCGCACCUCUCGCCGACAAGGAAAGCACUAUGGAAGUUGUCGCGCUGUCGGCUGUUGCUCUGGGCCUCGUUAACGUCGGCUCCGGAGACGCCGAACUUUCUCAGACUAUUCUCCAGAAACUUUUAGAACUUGAUUCGCAACAGCUGUCCUCUACGUACUCUAGAUUUCUGCCGUUAGCUUUGGGCUUGAUUUACAUGGGACGACGGGAGAACAUAGAAGCUCUUUCGGCAGCUUUGGACGUUCUACCGGAUCCGUAUAAACUACCGGCGCAAACGAUGAUCCAAGUUUGCUCGUACGCUGGUUCCGGAGACGUUCUGGUGGUUCAGGAGCUUUUGCGAAUCUGUUCGGAACCGGUGGAAGGCGAUACCAAUAUGAAAAAAUCCUCGACGUCGGUGAAUAGACAGCCCAGUUUCGGAUGCUGCGAUCCACAGAGACAAACGAAUAAUUCCGAGGGUAACGUUAAGAAAAGCAAAUCAAAAAGCGAAGAAGUACCGACCGAAAUUUCUCUCACGCAGCCAAUAGCAUCCCUCGGGGUAGCGAUCGUUGGUCUGAGCGAUGGCAAAGAAAAUUCACGGAUAUUUGGCCAAAUAGGUCGAUACGGAGCACCACCAGCCAGAACAGCCGUUCCUUUGUGCUUCGCUCUAUCCUACCUCUCGAACCCGGAUCCUGGACUACUCGAUGUUCUGAACAAGUACAGCCACGACAACGAUCCAAAUGUUGCUCUUAAUGCGAUUUUCGCUCUGGGUUUAAUCGGAGCUGGAACCAACAAUGCUAGACUUGCCACGAUUUUGAGACAACUGGCGGCUUUUCACUCGAGAGAUCCUGCCUAUCUGUUUCUCAUUCGAAUUGCCCAGGGACUAGUGCACAUGGGAAAAGGCACGAUUACCUUGCAACCUCUGAAAUUCUCUUCAAAAGUACUCGAUCAGGCAUCAUUGGCUGGACUACUCGUGGUUCUGGUAUCGUUCUUGGAUUGUAAGAAUCUAAUACUGGGAAAGUCCCAUUAUCUCAUGUACUGCCUGGCACUUGCGAUGGAACCUCGAUGGCUUGUUACUCUUGAUGAAAAUUUGGAGCUUCUUCCAGUGUCUGUACGAGUCGGUCAAGCCGUAGAUGUUUUAGGAAAAGCCGGAAAUCCAAAGUCGAUAACAGGUGGUCAUGUUCACACAACUCCAUUAUUAAUGGCCCAUGGCGAGAAAGCAGAAUUAGUCAGCAAUGAUGAGUACGAACCUCUUGUCGACCCUAUGGAGGGUGUCGUUAUCUUACGAGCAAAAAUUGCGUGAGUGCAAUCUUAUUUUUUCUAUCCCUUUUUGUCGAACAAUAAUUUGAUAAAUAAAGUAAUGUUCAGUGA